AUCGCCUGAUGGUUCGAUUCAUAAGGAUUUGUAAUCUCGUAAUUUGAUUCGACUAGUGAAUGUCCAAAGACUAGUUUUUAAUACUUGAAAUGUAUAUAAAUUAACAUUAUGUCUAUUUUCUUGUAAUAAUUUGUGAAGAUGGCAUCGAUUUUGCGAGUGUUUCUGCAUAUAUGGUCCAUAUUAGCACAAUUUAUAUUUGGUGCAGUUGGUACUGAAUUCAAGGACUGCGGAUCAAGUGCAGCAGUAAUAAGUACUUUUGAAGUGUCUGAUUGUCCUAAAGGCCCAUGUCUAUUUAAAAGGAAUACAAAUGUAACACUGACUGUUCAACUGACACCAAAUGAAAAUAUCAAAAGCGCCACUACAAAUAUAUAUGGAUAUAUUGGUUCAAUCAAAACGCCUUUUGUACUUCACAAGGAUGCAUGCGUUAAUAGUAUAACAUGUCCCAUUGCCAAAGGAGUACUAACAACUUUUACAGAUACCAUUUAUGUUGAAUCAGCGUAUCCUAAGAUGCGUCUAGUUGCAGAUUUAGAAGUAAAAACUGACAAUGGGAAAUUGUUGAUCUGUUCCGAAUUUCCAGCCGAAAUAACGGACUAAUAACAGACUAAAACAAUUAUAUAUUUUUACCUUUUUAUAUAAUUAUUGUAGAACAGAUUACCAAUUUCACUAUAGAAUAUUUGCAGUGGUAUAUGUUGUUUCAGAAUAAAAAUAUGUUGUUAAGAAUGAAAAUAUACUAACUUUUUAUGAUAUUACCAUAUAUAAUGGUUGAAAAUAAACCAUGUGAACGUAACUAAAUGACCUAAU
This is a messenger RNA of Mytilus californianus (California mussel), 801 nucleotides long. RefSeq names its product ecdysteroid-regulated 16 kDa protein-like. Gene Ontology annotation, molecular function: sterol binding. Lineage: Eukaryota; Metazoa; Mollusca; Bivalvia; Mytilida; Mytilidae. The transcript has 4 exons. The record is from RefSeq and is a predicted model, not a curated record. Gene Ontology annotation, biological process: sterol transport. The coding region runs from base 139 to 594 and encodes 151 amino acids.